Molecule: messenger RNA, 3062 nt
Organism: Chenopodium quinoa (quinoa)
Lineage: Eukaryota; Viridiplantae; Streptophyta; Magnoliopsida; Caryophyllales; Amaranthaceae
Product: conserved oligomeric Golgi complex subunit 7-like
Exons: 10
Coding region: 1-2505 (834 amino acids)
Biological process (GO): intracellular protein transport; Golgi organization; retrograde vesicle-mediated transport, Golgi to endoplasmic reticulum
Cellular component (GO): COG complex
Source: RefSeq, a predicted model, not a curated record
AUGAUGGUAGAUUUGGGAGCAUUUUCCGACGAAAAAUUCGACGCCAAAAAAUGGAUAAACAACGCCGUAAAAGCGCGUCAUCCGCAAGAUGUGUUGGAGAAUCACUUGGCAGAUCUGGAAAUGAAGCUUCAGUUGAUGUCUGAAGAGAUCUCCGCUUCUCUUGAAGAACAAAGUUCUGCCUCCAUUCUCCGUGUUCCACGCGCCACUCGUGACGUCAUCCGUAUUCGCGACGACGCCGUUUCUCUCCGCUCUUCCAUCUCCACCAUCCUUACCAAGAUUAAGCAGGCUGAAGGCUCCGCUGCUGACUCUAUUGCGGCUCUUGCAAAAGUUGACACUGUCAAACAUAGGAUGGAAGCUGCAUACAAGACAUUGCAGGAUGCUGCUGGGUUGACCCAAUUGAGCUCAACUGUAGAGGAUGUUUUCGCGAGUGGUGAUCUUUCACGGGCUGCUGAAACGUUAGCCAGCAUGAGGCAUUGCCUGUCUGCAGUAGGGGAGGUUGCUGAAUUUGCUAAUGUGAGGAAGCAACUUGAGGUCUUAGAGGAUAGACUGGACGCGAUGGUGCAGCCUCGAUUGACAGAUGCCCUGUCAAAUCGUAAAAUUGAAGUUGCUCAAGAGAUGCGAGGAAUUCUUGUGCGAAUUGGUAGAUUCCAGUCCCUAGAAGUGUACUAUACAAAGGUUCACCUCAAAUCCAUAAAAAAACUUUGGGAUGAAUUUGAAUCCAAACAGCGAAUCAAUAAGUUGGCAACUGAAAAAAAUGAUGGGCAAAGGCAAGCUAGUAAUGACUUCCAAUCAAAUCAUUCAGGCCUUUCUUUCUCCAAAUGGUUGCCAAGCUUUUACGAUGAACUACAACUCUAUCUUGAGCAAGAAUGGAAAUGGUGCGCAAUUGCCUUUCCUGAUGAUUAUACAACACUGGUACCAAAGCUGUUAAUUGAGACAGUGUUGGCUAUUAAUUCAAGCUUCAUUUCCCGCAUCAAUCUUGCAACUGGAGAUGCUGUUCCUGAAACAAAAGCAUUAGCUAAAGGGACAUUGGAUUUAUUAUCUGGUGAUAUGCCCAAAGGAAAGAUUCACAGCAAGCAUCUUGAUGCAAUGAUCGAACUGCAUAACGUGACAAGCACUUUUGCAAGAAAUAUCCAACACCUUUUUUCAGAAUCUGCGAUGCAAGUAUUACUUGAUACAAUGAAAGCAAUAUACUCUCCUUUUGAGACAUUUAAAAAGAAAUACGGGCAAAUGGAGCGUGCUAUCCUUGCUUCUGAGAUUGGGAAGUUAGAUCUUAGAGGAGCUGUUGCUCGUGGAGUAGGUGCUCAGGGAAUAGAACUGAGUGAAACUGUUAGGAGGAUGGAGGAGUCUAUUCCUCAAGUCAUUUUGCUUCUUGAAGCUGCAGUUGAGAGGUGUAUUAAUUUUACUGGUGGUUCUGAGGCAGAUGAGCUAAUUGUGGCCUUGGAUGACAUAAUGUUGCAGUACAUUACUAUGCUUAAUGAGACAUUAAAAUCAUUAAGAGCAGUAUGUGGAGUUGAUAAUACAUUUGACAUUGCAAAGAAGGACUCUGGAUUGGACAAAAAGGAAGUAACACAUAAUCCUCGUAAAGCUGACCUAAUUUCAAACGAGGAAGAAUGGUCCAUGGUACAAGGGGCCUUGCAGAUUCUUACUGUUGCUGAUUGUUUAACGAGCAGAUCCUCAGUCUUUGAAGCUUCACUGAGAGCUACUCUUUCUAGAUUAAGUACAAGUCUUCCUGCAUCAGUAUUUUCUGUGGACCAAAAUCAGAGACAAUUAGCCAUUGACAAUGAGUAUGCGAAUGUGAAUUUAGAUGAAAGAGCUGCUCUAGAUAUGGCUUCUGUACGUUUAGUUGAUGCUCCUGAAAAGGCUCGAAAGCUAGUUGGUCUUUUGGAACAGUCUAAAGACCCUCGGUUCCAUGCACUUCCACUUGCAUCUCAGAGUGUUGCCACAUUUGCAGAAACUGUUAAUGAGCUUGUGUAUGAUGUCCUGAUAUCAAAGGUACGACAGCGUCUUAGUGAUGUGUCACGCAUGCCAAUCUGGGCAUCUGCAGAGGAGACUAGCGCUUUUCCUCUUCCAAGCUUUAGCUCAUACCCUCAAUCCUACAUCACUAGUAUUGGUGAGUAUCUCCUUACCUUGCCCCAGCAGUUGGAGCCCCUUGUAGAAGGUAUCUCCAGUGAUGAUGCCAAUGCAGAUGAUGCCCAGUUCUUCGCUACUGAAUGGAUGUUUAAGGUUGCGGAGGGUGCAGCUGCAAUAUACAUAGAACAAUUGCGAGGGAUUCAAUACAUUACUGAUCGUGGAGCUCAGCAGCUCUCAGUUGAUAUAGAGUAUUUGGCAAAUGUUCUUUCAGCUUUGUCAGUGCCAAUUCCCCCAACACUUGCAACAUUUCAGACAUGUCUUUCCAUCCCUAAAGAUCAACUAAAAGAUCUGAUCAAGUCAGAUUCCAGCACCCAGCUUGACCUUCCAACAGCCAACCUCAUCUGCAAAAUGCGACGUGUAAAUCUAGAUCAAUAGUUUUGAUGCCAAAAUAUGUCCUUGCACUUGUUUCCUUCAUAAAAUCUAAAUAUUAUACUUGAACGGUUAAGCCCAUUAUCUCUGGCUGGAGCUGUCUAAUACAUUUGGAAGGAGCGAUAAAGCAUUUGAAGACAAUGCAUAUGACCAUCCAUCACUUCGAAAAUCAACCAACAAGCCUCAAUUUUGUUUCAAUAGUUCCUCAUUUUAUGCUUUUUGGGGAGAUCCGUUUUCAAUCAAAAUAUGUGUACUAAAUGUAUGUUCGAGGCCUUCGAGCACAAUGUCGCUCCUAGUUGUACAGUUUUGUGAAUUAUACCUUUGAGCUUUGCCAUUACUAAAGGAGGGUAGCUGAAGCGAUACAGGAAAGUUAUAGGCCCUAUUUUUCUAGGCUCUUCAAUCUUUCUUCUCUCUAUAUUAUUAUUGCUGAACUGAACUUGGUUUGUGAGUUAGAUUUGAACAGAAAACACAGUAGAAAGUUGCACUUGCUCAACUAUAUUUGUAUUUUACGAGAAUAAUUAGAUAAUUUUGUUUUACAAUAGUUUUGCCACCAUUCAAUCUAA